AUGAGGAGGCGGAGUCAGCAGUUCCCACUGUCACCAGCAGUUGGAGUGUUCCUGCAGUUCCCACUGUCACCAGCAGGUGGAGUGUUCCUGCAGUUCCCACUGUCACCAGCAGGUGGAGUGUUCCUGCAGUUCCCACUGUCACCAGCAGUUGGAGUGUUCCUGCAGUUCCCACUGUCACCAGCAGGUGGAGUGUUCCUGCAGUUCCCACCCUCACCAGCAGGUGGAGUGUUCCUGCAGUUCCCACUGUCACCAGCAGGUGGAGUGUUCCUGCAGUUCCCACCCUCACCAGCAGGUGGAGUGUUCCUGCAGUUCCCACUGUCACCAGCAGGUAGAGUGUUCCUGCAGUUCCCACCCUCACCAGCAGGUGGAGUGUUCCUGCAGUUCCCACCCUCACCAGCAGGUGGAGUGUUCCUGCAGUUCCCACCCUCACCAGCAGGUGGAGUGUUCCUGCAGUUCCCACCCUCACCAGCAGGUGGAGUUCCAAACAUGUACAGAAGAGACUGA
Messenger RNA from Knipowitschia caucasica, 504 nucleotides. The record is from the annotation of a GenBank genome assembly. NCBI's taxonomy places the organism in Eukaryota, Metazoa, Chordata, Actinopteri, Gobiiformes, Gobiidae.